AUGCGAUGGGUGGUGAAGACGCUUGACAAGCCGCUGCAGCGUUUCUUUGAAUGGUACACGCGACGCAUCCUGGUUGAUUAUUACCUGGUGUUCCUCGCCUGGCCGAUCGUAUUGACCGUGCUGCUGGGCGGGGGUUUUGCCUGGCUGAAGGAGCUGACUCUCCUCGAUGCACGGCGCCUCUACACCCCCGUUAGUGCACCAUCUUGGUCGGAGGAGGCGACGUUUUCAGAGUUGUGGCCGAUCAAACCGUACGAAUUCUUGCCCGAGCGCACAUUCCAAUGGGACCGCUAUGUGUAUGUGGUUGUUCACGGCAACAUCUUCCCCAACGGCUCGUACCCAAAUAUACUCAAUGAGCCAUAUCUCACAAAAAUCGCCGACAUCGAGGAAGAGAUCGCCGACAAAGUGGCAUUUCCGAUGAAGGACAAAUGGCAGAUGAACGGCACCAACUUUAACGAGACGAUCACCUUCAAGAAUUUAUGCCUGAACUGGUAUGGCGACUGCUAUCGGCAAUCUGGGCUUGUGCAGCUGCUGAAGCGGAGAAAAGAGCUGGAACGUCACGGGAUCUCGGUCUCAUAUCCGGUGGCGAAUCCCGAGGGCUCUCCAUUCUACAUAGCUUUCAAUGUGGGCGGGGUCGAUACGUUUGCCAACGAUACGAUCAAGUCGGCAAAAGCGAUGCGCCUCUUCUACUUCCUUCGUUUUGACAGCCCGCAAUAUAAUGAAAUGGGAAUGGCCUGGGAGGAUGCGGCAUCGAAAUUCAUCGCCGAAACCUACGCUAACCAUUCACAUAUUACGUGCCACAUCAAGCAUUCCCGUAUCCUCGACCUGGGGCUCACUGCCAACGCCAACCGCUUGAAGCCCUACUUUGCGAUCACGAUCGUGGUAUUGAUUGCGUUUACGACAUUCUACACGAUCAAAUGGAGCUUUGGGAGUCACGAUGACAAAUUCACAGUGGCGAUCGAUUGGCUUCGGUCGAAGCCGCUUCUCGCGUUGGGCGGAGUCCUCACAGCCGGAAUGGCCAUUGUCAGUGGCAUUGGGCUGAUGCUGUGGUGCGGGAUGUUUUUUGCCGAAAUCACGUUGAUCGCCCCGUUUCUUGUGCUGUCGAUCGCCGUCGACGAUAUGUUCAUCGCCGUCGCCGCGUGGCAUAACACCGAGAUCGAGAUGCCAGGAAACUCGGAAAAGGUGCUACGGGAGCGGAUGGCUGUGGCCAUGUCCGAGGCUGCGGUGGCAAUCUUCAUUACAUCAGCCACCGAUGUCUUCUCUUUUGCCAUCGGAACAUUCACCGACAUCUAUGCCGUCCAGGGCUUCUGCGCGAUGACGGCUGCCUGCAUGUUCUUCACGUUUUUGUAUCAGGUGACCUUCUUCGCCGCCCUCCUCGUCGUUUCCGCGAAGGCCCAAUUCGGCGGUCGCAAUUCGUGCAUGCCAUGCCUUGCCGCCACCGAUAUCCAAGCCGACGCCAUCGAGAAGCACAAAAAGAUGCUGAAGAAAAGUCAAAAAGAACACGUGGCGCUGCCGGUGAAGGCCUUUGGGGCAAUGGGCACUUUUUUCCGCGAUAUCUACGUCCCGAUCCUCCUAAACGUUUGGACAAAAAUCAUCAUUGCCAUCAGCUUUGUUUUCUACAUUUUGAUCUCAAUUUAUGGGAUUAUGAUCAUGGAGCAGGGGCUGGACUACGAGAAGCUCCUCAUCCCGGACGACCCGCUGGUGUUGGCGCUGAGAACGGAGAUUGAGCUCUUCCAUGGGGGUGAUCAGAUUGAAAUAGCGAUCGUGAACGCGCCGGAUAUGACGGUGGCCGAGAACCGGGAUCGAAUUGAGCAAAUCGUCCGGCGUUUCGAGCGAAUUUCCUACAGCAUCGGCCCGAAGAGCACCACCGUCUGGACGCGUGAAUACAUCAAAUACGCCAAUCUGACAGGCUCUUACCUCGAGGAUAACCACGAAUCGUGGGUGGUUGGCGUCUACGAGUGGAGCCAACUGUUUGCCUUUUACAAGCUGUGGUCCCAGGAUUUUGUCUGGUCCAACACCACUGAUCUCGACUCAUUGCGCCUGGACUCUUUCCGUUUCCGGAUCGGCGUCACCGACUUUUCCACGCCGUCGGAUCUCGUGGCGGUAACCGCCGAACUUCGCGGUGUCGCCGCCGAGCACCCGGACCUCGAAAUCAUCACCUACCAACAGAGCCGCGCCAUUGCCGAUCAGCUAAACGUCAUCCUGCCCUCCACCAUCCAAAAUGAUUCGCUGGCGGUCAUCUGCAUGGUGGUUAUUUCACUGCUGUUCAUCCCGAAUCCGUUAUGUACCGCUUGGAUCACGAUAGCCAUCAUCACCAUCGACUUGGGUGUCAUUGGACUGCUCUCACUGUGGUCGGUGAAGCUGGACCCGAUUUCGAUGGUUACCAUUAUUAUGAGCAUUGGGUUUUCCAUCGAAUUCUCUGCCCACAUCACACACGGCUUCAUGAGCGGCAUCAAUUUAACGGCUAAAGAACGAGUGAUCGAUAGUAUGGAAAAAUUGGCGUGGCCUGUCGUUCACGGCUCAUUAUCGACAAUUCUUGGCGUGACUGUGCUCGCCUUUAUCGAUUCCUACAUGGUCUUAGUAUUCUUCAAAACAAUUUGCCUUGUGCUGGUGAUUGGUGUUUUCCACGCGCUGGUCCUGCUACCAAUCGUUUUGGAGGUCACCCAUCCUUUCAUGGAACGGUUGAACCGACGACUACAGAAGCGCCUAGAGGAACAUGAACAAAAGAAAGAAAAGGGCGCCGGCUAUGCAAUAAGCUUGCCCGUGAAUGCCUUGCAA
This is a messenger RNA of Mesorhabditis spiculigera, 2775 nucleotides long. Lineage: Eukaryota; Metazoa; Nematoda; Chromadorea; Rhabditida; Rhabditidae. The record is from the annotation of a GenBank genome assembly.